CUGCACAAAGAAUUGGAGGAAAAAUGUCAUCAAUUUGAAGAUGAGAAAUCAAACCGGAGAAGCUCAACAGUGUACUUUCGAACAACCAAACUCUGAGAACCAUGGAAAAAAAUGAGAAGAAAGGGAAGGUUCCCUGCCAGAGGCCUGCACUCACCCCGGCCCACUGCAGCCCAGCAGUGUCGGCUGUCACCGGAGAAUGCGGACGCUGGCAGCUUCCUGGGGCUGUCGCUUUGCACAAAGUCUCGUAGAAAAACAUACACGGAUGAAAUGACGUGAUAUCUGGGAUUUGGUGCAAAACAAGAGGAAGUGGGAGGUUGAGAUGAAGCAAGGUUGGCCAUGGAUUAAUUGUGAAGCCAGGUAAGCCCAGGCCAGCAUGGGGGACUCCAGGGACCUUUGCCCUCAUCUUGACUCUAUAGGGGAGGUGACCAAAGAGGACUUGCUGCUCAAAUCCAAGGGCACCUGUCAGUCAUGCGGUGUUUCCGGACCCAACCUGUGGGCCUGUCUCCAGGUCGCCUGCUCCUACGUCGGCUGCGGAGAAUCCUUUGCUGACCACAGCACCAUCCAUGCGCAGGCCAAAAAGCACAACCUGACAGUGAACCUGACCACGUUCCGGGUGUGGUGCUACGCCUGUGAGAAGGAGGUGUUCCUGGAGCCUCGGCUGGCGGCGCAGCCGCCAGGCCCCUCACCCAAGUUCUCAGAGCAGGACUCUGCGCCGCCCUCCCACCCUCUGAAAGCUGUCCCCAUUGCUGUGGCUGACGAAGGAGAGUCCGAGUCAGAGGACGAUGACCUCAAACCGCGAGGCCUCACGGGCAUGAAGAACCUUGGCAACUCCUGCUACAUGAACGCGGCCCUGCAGGCCCUGUCCAAUUGCCCCCCACUGACGCAGUUCUUCUUGGAGUGUGGAGGCCUGGUGCGCACAGACAAGAAGCCAGCCCUGUGCAAAAGUUACCAGAAGCUGGUCUCUGAGGUCUGGCACCGGAAGCGCCCCAGCUACGUGGUUCCCACCAGCCUGUCCCAUGGGAUCAAGUUGGUCAACCCGAUGUUCCGAGGCUAUGCCCAGCAGGACACCCAAGAGUUCCUGCGCUGCCUGAUGGACCAGCUGCACGAGGAGCUCAAGGAGCCCGUGGUGGCCGCGGCGGCAGCGCUGACCGAGGCUCGGGACUCAGACUCGAGCGACACGGAUGAGAAGCGGGAGGGCGACCGGAGCCCAUCAGAGGACGAGUUCCUGUCCUGCGACUCCAGCAGCGACCGCGGUGAGGGCGACGGGCAGGGGCGCGGCGGGGGCGGCCCCCAGGCUGAGACGGAGCUGCUGGUCGCGGACGAGGCGGGCCGCGCCAUCUCCGAGAAGGAGCGCAUGAAGGACCGCAAGUUCUCGUGGGGCCAGCAGCGCACCAACUCGGAGCAGGUGGACGAGGACGCCGACGUGGACACUGCCAUGGCCGCCCUGAACCAGCAGCCCACGGACACGCAGCCGCCGUCACCGCGGUCCACCAGCCCCUGCCGGACACCAGAGCCGGACAACGAGGCCCACAUGCGCAGCGCCUCUCGCCCCUGCAGCCCUGUCCACCUCCACGAGGGCCACGCCAAGCUGGCCAGCAGCCCUCCUCGUGCGAGCCCCGUGAGGAUGGGGCCGUCCUACGUGCUCAAGAAAGCCCAGGUACCGAGCUCCGGCAGCCGGCGGCGGAAGGAGCAGCGCUACCGCAGCGUCAUCUCAGACAUCUUCGACGGCUCCAUCCUCAGCCUCGUGCAGUGUCUCACCUGUGACCGGGUGUCCACCACGGUGGAGACAUUCCAGGACCUGUCGCUGCCCAUUCCUGGCAAGGAAGACCUGGCCAAGCUCCACUCGGCCAUCUACCAGAAUGUGCCAGCCAAGCCGGGUUCCUGUGGGGACAGCUCCGCCGCCCAGGGCUGGCUGGCCUUUAUCGUGGAGUAUAUCCGACGGUUCGUGGUAUCCUGUACCCCCAGCUGGUUUUGGGGUCCGGUGGUCACCCUGGAAGACUGCCUCGCCGCCUUCUUCGCCGCUGAUGAGCUGAAGGGUGACAACAUGUAUAGCUGUGAACGGUGUAAAAAGCUGCGCAACGGCGUGAAGUACUGUAAGGUCCUGCGGUUGCCAGAGAUCCUGUGCAUUCACCUGAAGCGCUUUCGACACGAGGUGAUGUACUCGUUCAAAAUCAGCAGCCACGUCUCCUUUCCCCUGGAGGGACUUGACCUGCGCCCCUUCCUCGCCAAGGAGUGCACGUCCCAGAUCACCACCUAUGACCUCCUCUCGGUCAUCUGCCACCACGGCACGGCAGGCAGUGGCCACUACAUCGCCUACUGCCAGAACGUGAUCAACGGGCAGUGGUAUGAGUUCGACGACCAGUACGUCACCGAGGUUCACGAGACAGUGGUGCAGAACGCCGAGGCCUACGUGCUCUUCUACAGGAAGAGCAGCGAGGAGGCCGUGCGGGAGCGGCAGCAGGUGGUGUCCCUGGCCGCCAUGCGGGAGCCCAGCCUGCUGCGGUUCUACGUGUCCCGGGAAUGGCUCAACAAGUUCAACACCUUCGCCGAGCCGGGGCCCAUCACCAACCAUACCUUCCUCUGCUCCCACGGAGGCAUCCCGCCCAACAAAUACCACUACAUCGACGACCUGGUGGUGAUCCUGCCCCAGAACGUCUGGGAACACCUCUACAACAGGUUUGGGGGCGGCCCUGCCGUGAACCAUCUGUACGUGUGCUCCAUCUGCCAGGUGGAGAUCGAGGCACUGGCCAAGCGCAGGCGGAUUGAGAUCGACACCUUCAUCAAGUUGAACAAGGCGUUCCAGGCCGAGGAGUCACCCAGUGUCAUCUACUGCAUCAGCAUGCAGUGGUUCCGGGAGUGGGAGGCCUUCGUCAAGGGCAAGGACAACGAGCCCCCCGGGCCCAUUGACAACAGCAGGAUCGCACAGGUCAAAGGAAGCGGCCACAUCCAGCUGAAGCAGGGAGCUGACUACGGGCAGAUCUCAGAGGAGACCUGGGUGUACCUGAAUAACCUGUAUGGCGGCGGCCCCGAGAUCGCCCUCCGCCAGAGUGUGGCCCAGCUCCAGGACCCGGACAGCUUGCACGGGGAGCAGAAAAUCGAAGCCGAGACCCGGGCCGUGUGACUCAGUGGGCCAGUCUGCCCCGCCUUUGCCCUCCUCCCUGCGGAGGGGGCGUCUGUACCCGGAAGAGAGGCCGGCUGCUCUGGAAACCCAGAUGUGUUCAGAGGCAGAAAAGUUGUUUUGGUUCACAGUGAGUAAUGCUGCGACUAGGAAAUAUAUCCACUUCAGGCUUGUUAAACGACCAAGGCUCUGCGACGUUAACUCGGGUCUUUGUCUCGGCAGUGCCCUCGUGUCACUGCUGUCGUUGUGUCCCCAAACCUGCCCUCUCGCUAGCUCGGGCCCAGCUUUUGUCCCUGGACCCUCAGUCAGGGGCCAUGGCCUUGGCACAGAGGGUCGGGGAGCGGCUGCCGCUCCGCAGGCGUUUCCCACUGGCUGCUGGUCCAGCGCCUGAGUCAUGGGUCGACGGUCAGAGCCGCGAGCAGGUGCCGAACCCUCGGCAGUGAGGGCGCUGCCGCUGGUCCCUGGGCCAGGUCCUCCCGAGGCCCUGCUCCGCCCCCGCACCUCCCGGUCGUCACGGAAGCCUCCUGAAUGCUGGGCAGCUCUCGAUGUUUUUCAUGCAGACUGAUGACGCCCGACACGUUUGCGAUUGGGACCCGAGGGCGGGGUUGGCUCUCUGUCAGUGGGGCUCAUUUCUGAAGGCAGCUGUGCUGCUGCGCUGGCCCUGUGGAUUGGCUGUCAUUUGCCCCUGCCGGGGACCCAGGUGAUGAAACAGAAAUACCUCGCGUUGCUAUGUUCGCUGCUGCUGCAGCUUCCCCGGGGGCUGACAUCUCUCCCCGACACCGAGCUGCACGGGGCCCCUGGGCCGGCUCGUACGCGCGGGUCCCGGAAGUGCGCCUUCUGGGUGCUGAGCGAGGCCACUGCUGGGGGGCUGGGACCGCCGAGCACAGCGAGGUGGCGCUGAAGCCCCUGGACGAAACGGCCGUGGCCAGUGCUCAGCCCGUCAGGGUCAAAGCGCAUGGAGGGUGGGAAAGGGGUCCCGGGACCAAACCCCCCAGAUCCCAUGGCCCUCAGCCUCCAUAGAAGCAGAUGUCAGUGGAACUUGCAGCAGGCGGUUCUGGCGGAGCCCCUGAAGCUCUCACGUGUCACUCACUUCUGUGAUCUCGUUUCACCCGGAUCUGUUUCCUUCUCCACCGAGGCAGCAUAAGAUCAAAGAACAAGCCACUGUUGGAAUUUCUGGACAUUUGCCACAGUCCUUUGGAAGUUGCUGCUGCUGCCAGCGGCGACCCCCCUGCAGAGCCCGGCGGUUGCAUGUUGCACUGUUUGUGACGUAGACUCCGCUGUGCAGGUUGUAAUCUCGCCCCACGUCUGCGCCGUCUAGUUUGUGCUCAGAAUGUCAUAAUAAAUAUGUAACGUUCCCCACA
Lagenorhynchus albirostris (white-beaked dolphin) is the source of this 4479-nucleotide messenger RNA. It is a transcript of the gene USP20, whose product is annotated as ubiquitin specific peptidase 20. Bases 374 to 3121 code for a protein of 915 amino acids. Gene Ontology annotation, biological process: protein deubiquitination. The record is from RefSeq and is a predicted model, not a curated record. NCBI's taxonomy places the organism in Eukaryota, Metazoa, Chordata, Mammalia, Artiodactyla, Delphinidae. Gene Ontology annotation, molecular function: cysteine-type deubiquitinase activity; zinc ion binding. The transcript has 27 exons.